Trichomonas vaginalis G3 is the source of this 948-nucleotide messenger RNA. RefSeq lists its product as uncharacterized. The record is from RefSeq and is a predicted model, not a curated record. NCBI's taxonomy places the organism in Eukaryota, Parabasalia, Trichomonadida, Trichomonadidae. The transcript has a single exon. The coding region runs from base 1 to 948 and encodes 315 amino acids.
AUGAAUUUUCCCAAAAUUUCAAAUAUACCUUAUAAGCCUUAUAAGCGCUUCGAAGAACCACAUACAGAUUUCAAACAAAGAUAUCCGAUGAUUUAUUCAAUAUUUGCAGACGAUAUUAAUUAUCACGCGAUUCCUUGCAAAAUACCCGAACAACACGAUGAAAUUCCUAUCGAAACUGUUAUGGUGAAUGAAGAAAAACCGAUUUCUACUGGAUUUUCAUAUAAUCUUGGUUCCACAAUUGAUUCUACAAGCGGAUUCAAGUUUGAUGUUCCAAUUUCUUCAACUGCUUUUGCUACUAAACUCAGGCUCAAUAAUUUAUUGCGCGAAGAUAUUUGCAAUCUUCUUAUGAAACGUAAAAAUUUGGUUGACUUUAAGAGACUAAAACGAAGCCUCAAGAAAAGUCUUAAAAUUGUUAACAAGCCUGCUCAAGAAAAACCACGCUUUAAUUCAAACAGAGAAAGUUCGUAUAAAAAUGAUGAUCAAAACAACGACCAAUCAGAUCAGAAAAAUGCAAAAAGCUUCGAGAACAUGCCCAACGAUCAUUCAUACAAUGAUAAUAAUUCUCAACCUCGCAAACAAAAUUCGAACAAGCAAUUUAAUGCGAAUGGAAAAAAGCCUAACCAGAAAUCACAAUCGAAUCAAUCACAAAAAUCAAACAAUCAACAAAAUCAACAACAAAACCCGGUACCUCAGCAAAAUCAACAACAAAAUACAGCAUCUCAGCAAAAUCAACAACAAAAUACAGCAUCUCAACAAAAUCAACAACAAAAUCCGACAAAUCAACAAAAUCAGCAACAAAAUCCGACAAAUCAACAAAAUCAUCAACAAAAUUCAAUGCAAGGCCAACAACAGUCUUCUGGACAACAAAAUUUUCAGAAUGGGCCACCUCCACAAGGACAAAUACCUCCUCAGCAAAAACAAAAUCCAAAUUCUCAAAAUAGCCAGUAA